This is a messenger RNA of Micropterus dolomieu (smallmouth bass), 3792 nucleotides long. RefSeq names its product nephronectin a (gene npnta). The coding region runs from base 477 to 2360 and encodes 627 amino acids. Gene Ontology annotation, cellular component: membrane. NCBI's taxonomy places the organism in Eukaryota, Metazoa, Chordata, Actinopteri, Centrarchiformes, Centrarchidae. The transcript is spliced from 14 exons. The record is from RefSeq and is a predicted model, not a curated record. Gene Ontology annotation, molecular function: calcium ion binding.
CUGGAUCUGGAGCCGCUUCCUCUUGGCCGUACAGGUCGUGACGCUACAUUAAAAAUCCCACAAGCGCGGCUGGAUAUCCGCGGUGUUUUGACCGCUGGUUAUUGAAAAGACCGGGCGAUAAGGUCUGACUGCAGUGGGUGCUGUUGGUUGGAGAGCCCGCUGACUGAACUUGUGAGGAGAGAGAGGGGGGGGCGGCUGUGCGCUCUCUUCCCGGCAGAGUGCGUCCCGCUCCCCACACACACACACACACACACACACAUCGGGGUCAUUCUACUUCCAGGCAGCUGAAUGGUUUCACUCCCGCACCUCCUGAAAAUCGCACAUGAACAGUCUGAGGGACGCCAGCAGACCUGCCCUACCUAUGCACCUUCUGCGUGCGUCAAAGAAACUCUAUUGUUUCUUCGUUUAAUUGUUUUGAGACGCUGGUUCCCAUCUGGUGCUUUUGGAUUACUGAGAUUACGGCGCGUAACGUUAUCAUGGAUGUAUGGAUAAAGUUGAUGUUGUUGUAUAGCUGCUGCUUUGGAGCAAGUGCAGACUUUGAUGGCAGGUGGCCACGGCAGAUGGCCUCGUCCAAUGGUCUGUGUCGAUACGGGGCCAGGGUGGACUGCUGCUGGGGAUGGACACGUCGCUCCUGGGGUCACUGCCAGCCUCUCUACGCCUUAACUCACAGAGUAGCCGGGAUAAGGUGCCAGCCCCAAGCUCUGUGCCAGCCUGGCUGUAAGCACGGAGACUGCGUGGGACCCAAUAAGUGCAAGUGCCACCCUGGUUUCACCGGCAAGACCUGCAAUCAAGAAGAAGAGCUGGACUAUUUAACCCCACCAUUGUGGGCCAGUCACCUUCCUAUCUUUCUUCCUGUGGACCAUCAGCCAGCAAGAGGUGCGAUGGAGGACCUGAAUGAAUGUGGGCUGAAGCCGAGGCCUUGUAAACACAGGUGCAUGAACACAUACGGGAGUUACAAGUGCUACUGCCUCAACGGAUACAUGCUGAUGCCUGACGGGACCUGUGGAAACGCUCGCACUUGUGGCAUGGCCAACUGCCAGUACGGCUGCGAGGUGCUGAAAGGAGAGGUCCGAUGUCAGUGUCCGUCGCCGGGGCUACAGCUGGCUUCUGAUGGAAGAACCUGUGUGGAUGUGGAUGAGUGUGCAGCAGGGAUUGCAGUGUGUCCUAGGUUCAGGAAAUGCAUUAACACCUUUGGUAGCUACAUCUGCAAGUGCCAGGAAGGCUUUGACCUGCAAUAUGUCAAUGGGAAAUACCAAUGCAUAGAUGUGGAUGAGUGCUCUUUAAGUCAAAGCCACUGCAGCAGUUUUGCCACCUGCUACAACACGCCGGGCUCAUACAAGUGCAAAUGCAAAGACGGCUACAGGGGGAUGGGCCACGACUGCAAACCCAUUCCUAAGGUGGUUAUUGACCCCCCGAGACCAGGCAAACUACCUCCAAAUCAUCACAAUCAUAUUCCCAACAUGGAUCAGAAGAGGACCACCACCACCAUCCACCCGCCAGUGACUCAAAGGAGAAUCAUCCACAUUAUUCCCAAAUCAACAGCCGCCACCACAACAACAACAACCACAACAACAACCAAAGCACCACUGCCUCCAAAGAGGGUCACCCCACAUCUACGCAAGCCGGCAGUUCCCACCCGGAAGCCCUUUGUCCCAACCAGGAAACCAGUGGCACCCACACGCAAGCCCUACAUCCCACAAAGGCCAGUGACUCCCACCAGACUCCCAACACCGCCACCGGUCACACCAGUAGACAACACCAUUCAGAAGGAGGUCACCAAACAGAGAGGGGAUGUCCACAUCCCUCGGAACCACGACCAUAACACUGUCCUCGGCAUCGACUUUGACAUUGAGCUCGGCAACACGGCAGAUGAAGCCAAGGACGACCCAGAGUCGGGGUAUCUGAGCUGCUCCUUUGAUGAUGGUCUUUGUGGUUGGAUCAGCGACAAAGACGGAGACCUGCACUGGGAGACGACGCCUGAUCCGUCAGGUGGUCGGUACCUCACCAUUCCCGAGGUAGGCAACAAGAGGACUGGGCGAGGGGCCAGACUGGUUCUCCCACUUACCCCUCCCUGGAACGACGGCAAUCUGUGCUUGUCGUUCCGGCACAAGCUGGCUGGCCACCAUGUGGGCAUGCUACAAGUGUUUGUGAAGAAGGGAAAGCAGUACAGCCCAGCAGUCUGGGGCCGGACAGGUGGAAAUGGCUGGAGGCACACCCAAAUCACAUUAUGGGGCACAGGCCUGGAAAGUGUGAUCCUGAAGGGGGAGCGCGGGCGAGGCAGGAGUGGCGAGAUGGCUGUGGACGACAUCACCCUGAGGAAAGGCUCCUGCACAGAGGAGCACAAUCUGAGGAGACUCUGACUGACAGAACAGAGAAAGGCAGAAAGAAAACAAGAGGGAAAAUCAUCUCAAAGAGAACUGACUCUGUUGUGACAACCCCUCAGUCUGCCUGGGCUCUCGCUAAUACCCCCCACCCCAACCCUCCCAGCCAUCCUGUAAACGAUAUCUGAAAUAUUGUGCAUCAGUACAGAACAUUGGGUUUCUCUUUCUCGACUGUCCAUGAAUAAAAAAAAACUGAAUGGAAUAUCAUGGGCGGAUCACAGCAGCAUAUCCCCGUCCUCUCGGCCUCCCACUCACUCCAUCACCUUGUUACUCUGAAACCUGCAUGUACCUACUUACCAUGGAAAUGUCCUCUACCUAACACAGCCCUGGCAGCCUUCCAGCCACACUGCUGAGAGGCUCACAUUCACUUCAUUUCUUCCUGGAGAGAGGAUCCUUCCCUCACUUAGAGGUCUGCUUUUGCCUUGCUUUGAUCCUUUAACCACAAGCCAUUGCUUUUUAUUUGCUUGAUGUUAAAAGAUGUGGCCAGAGGUGCAUUUUGUGACUGUUUUGAUCAGCAAAAUAUCAGAGAUGGUAGACAUUUAUUUGAGGGUUAUAGAUUUAUUUUAAAGUAUGAACAGACAAAUUGUAUUUGUCAUCAUUUCUUUCUAAUCCAGACAACUCCAAUUUGGAUAUAGACCCAAAUUAUAAAACCAACUACACUCAGUUUAGCCCUAUUUUUGUUGGUCUAAUCUGAGUUUUUGGUAUUGUAACUCGUCUAUAGCACAGUUCUGGCUGAAACUGUGCAGCUUUUCUUUGUUGUCACAGUAUUUCAAAAAUUUGUUUGGUAGAAGGGGGUUUAAAAAUUUAGCGCCUUUUCUACCCUGAUCUUUAUUGAAGCCUCCGAAAGUUGUUUAAAACCGCCAUGGUCAUGUUUUUCAGAUACUUGAAAUGUGUCAAACAGAAUCAACGUACGAUUCUGGACACUUGCAAAUCAACAGUUACUUUCUAUUAUACAGUAUGUGCUUUGUUAUAUUAAGUGCAGUUUGUUAUAAAGAUGAUACCAACAAGUUUUUAGGCUUUCAGAAAUUGUAUUAUUGUAAAUGUAGUUGUGUGUACAUUCUCUAAAGAUCUACAGUCCCAUUUGUUGCGUGGUUUAUACGUUCUGUAAUUUCAUACAUGAGUAUUAAUUGGAUUUCAAAAUGGUAGGUAUUUCAACUUUUAAUUAAAGAACAUGUAUACAGAUGGAAACCUUGUGUAGUGCGAGGCUGUGUUUCAAGUGCACAAAAUGUGUAUGUUCAUGUGUUAUGGUAUAAUGCUCUAUCUGUAACUUGCAAAGCACAUAGUUGCAUAUUGUAUGCUGUGAUAAUGAAGGGCAUCGGCUGGAAUUUUAAGGUUUUCUGUAUGCAUGGGUGCAUUCACCGAAUUCAGAUUUAUCCAGACCAGUAUGUAAAUAAAAUACAUUUGACUGAUA